This is a messenger RNA of Hippocampus zosterae (dwarf seahorse), 1216 nucleotides long. RefSeq names its product YEATS domain containing 4 (gene yeats4). The record is from RefSeq and is a predicted model, not a curated record. The transcript has 7 exons. Gene Ontology annotation, biological process: regulation of DNA-templated transcription. The coding region runs from base 195 to 902 and encodes 235 amino acids. NCBI's taxonomy places the organism in Eukaryota, Metazoa, Chordata, Actinopteri, Syngnathiformes, Syngnathidae.
ACGGUCUCAAAGACGGAACUUCUGUCCGUGGGUAUCGCGGGCACCGGUCAUAAAGUGAGCUUGCACUUCCGGUAGCAACUCAUUGGUUUGACAAUAACUGAAUAAAUGGCACGCGUAAUCAAUGACCGAGUCCUUCGUAGAGCAAAAACAUUUUAAAGUCUUUUCAGGCUGUCAACUUAACGUCACUGUGUAAUAUGUUUAAAAAGAUGACCGAAUUUGGUCCAGAUUCCGGUGGGCGUGUUAAGCAUAUACCAGGUGUCUCUUGUGUGCAGGGAGUUACUAUUGUGAAGCCGAUCGUGUUUGGGAACGUCGCUCGCUACUUUGGGAAGAAGCGAGAGGAAGAUGGGCAUACUCAUCAGUGGUCCGUCUAUGUUAAACCAUACAGAAAUGAGGAUAUGUCAGCUUAUGUGAAGAAGAUCCAAUUCAAGCUGCACGAGAGCUAUGGUAACCCACUUCGAGUGGUGACCAAGCCCCCCUACGAGAUCACAGAGACCGGCUGGGGGGAGUUUGAGAUCACCAUCAAAAUCGUCUUCAUUGACCCCAAUGAGAGAUCUGUGACUCUUUACCAUCUGUUGAAGCUCUUCCAGUCCGACUCCAGCGCCAUGCCGAAGAAAACGGUCGUGUCGGAAUUCUAUGAUGAAAUGAUCUUCCAAGAUCCGACUGCCAUGAUGCAGCAGCUCCUGACCACAUCGAGACAACUCACACUGGGCGCUUACAAGCAUGAGACAGAGUUUGGCGAGCUGGACCAGAGGACCAAGGAGAAAAUGGAGGCGGCCAAGAAAAGAACCAGUCAGGAGAUCACGGAGCUGAAAGACAAGUUGAAGGCGAGCAGGGAGAACAUCAACUACCUUAAGAUGGAGAUCAGGAAACUGGAGGAAGAUGGAGACCACAAGGAGCACUGACUGAUGGCCACCACCUGACAAAAACUUUUUUCACGAUGAGCCGUUAGCCUUCCAUCAUAAUUUCAGGCGGACCAGUCAAUAUGUAACCAAUAUGAAAGUGUGUAAAGGUCGGUUUUUGAUGGCCAUACUUGCAUUUAGGAUUUUUUUAAAAUGUAGUUUUUAAAUUGUUUCUCCCACCUUUCUGUCCAUUCAUUAUCUGAUCCGCUUAAGUGUUGCGAGCCGUGUCUCACUCCAGGUUCCUUUUUUUUCUUAAGUUCAGAGGAACUCUAUUUUUUAAAAAUACUUAUGCUGUCAAUGAAGUUACUAAAAUUGUG